This is a messenger RNA of Capsicum annuum, 1480 nucleotides long. Its product is annotated as exosome complex component RRP43. The coding region runs from base 126 to 1037 and encodes 303 amino acids. Gene Ontology annotation, biological process: nuclear mRNA surveillance; nuclear polyadenylation-dependent mRNA catabolic process; exonucleolytic trimming to generate mature 3'-end of 5.8S rRNA from tricistronic rRNA transcript (SSU-rRNA, 5.8S rRNA, LSU-rRNA). NCBI's taxonomy places the organism in Eukaryota, Viridiplantae, Streptophyta, Magnoliopsida, Solanales, Solanaceae. The record is from RefSeq and is a predicted model, not a curated record. Gene Ontology annotation, cellular component: nuclear exosome (RNase complex); cytoplasmic exosome (RNase complex). The transcript has 9 exons.
GAAUUUAUAACACCGGGCAGUCCCUUUUUUUCUUUCCCAUUUUUCCUCUUCUUCCUCCCCGUUUAAAACUUCAUUCGCUUUCACUCCGCCAGCAACACUGCCGUUUGUUCAGCCCCAAAUUUUAAAUGGCUGCUGCCAAUGGCUCAAGUGAAUUGUAUUCAGAGAUGGAGGUGGAUGCAUUUAGACGUCUUUUCCCUCUGCGCUAUCAUGAGCAGCAUCUUCUUAAAUCUGUCCGAACUGAUGCCCGAAAGCUUGGAAGUGCUAGAGAUACAACACUUGCACUUGGUGCCGUUGCCUCUGCUGAUGGAUCAGCAUUGGCAAAGAUUGGCUCCACUACGAUGUUGGCUGCCAUCAAAAUGGAAGUCAUGACACCAACUGUGGAAUGUCCAGAUGAGGGAUCCAUAGCGAUCGAAUUUCACAUGCCUCCCAUCUGUUCCCCCCUGGUUCGGCCUGGUAGGCCUGCAGAGGCAGCAUCAGUAAUUUCAAAGCAGCUGUCAGACACUAUCUUGAGUUCUGGCAUGAUUGACUUGAAAGAGUUGUGCUUGGUUGGAGGAAAAGCAGCAUGGAUGGCCUACCUGGACAUAUACUGUUUGGAUGCUGACGGUUCCCUGUUUGACGCUGCAUUACUAUCUGCAGUAGCUGCCUUUUCACAUUUGAACAUUCCAGUAGUGUCUUUGAAUGAAGAUGGGCGAAUAGUUCUUGUUUCUGAGGACAAUGUCCAAUUGAAAUUGGAAAAGCAGCCUGUCAAUACUGAGAAAAGAAAACUGAAAUUGAAGUCUCCACCAUUCUCCCUAACAUGCUUACUUCACAAGAACUACAUCCUAGCAGAUCCUACAGCAGAGGAAGAAUCCAUAAUGGAAACGGUUGUAACUGUGGUAUUGGAUUCGUCUUACCAGCUUGUUUCACUUUAUAAACCAGGGGGACCAGUUCUUGCCCAUACAUCAGUCAUCCAGGAUUGCGUCGCACUGGCAAGACGCAGAAUGAAAGAGCUACAUAGUGUUUUGAAUGAAGCUAUUUCUGAUAUGGAGGUAGACUGAAGGAGAUUUUCCUUGCACGAUAUGCAGCAUUCAACAGACAGCUGGUUGUCUUUAGGAUUGGGUACCUGAAGUAGUGAACUUUUUGAAAAAUUUCAUUAGAAAGGUAGCUGUGGUAGCCACGGCUUGCAAAUUCAAUUUUGGUCGGCCAUUUCUCAGUGGGAAAUGCAUGUUAUUUGUUACUAGUAAACUUCUUUUUUUUUUUUCAGGUAAUUAAUUCAACAUAUUAUUUGUUAGUUUUCUCGGUUGUUUCAUUUCUACCAUUGGCCUCGAGCGCCAUCAACUAUUGUGUAGUUGUUUCCUGCCGAGUACUAGUGGUGGCAAAUAAGUGGAGUGGAUCGGAUUUGAGCGGACUGAAAAUGGAUUGGAUUGUACUCCAUCUAUAUGAAUAUGAGUAAAAUGUGAAUUGUGUAAAACGAUUUGAUCAGUCAGAUUUUUAUCGUCAU